AUGAAGGACAACGGGGUAAAAUCUAGUGGAGCAACAACAGCAUCCACAUCUUCUGGGACUCAGACUGCAUCAUUGCUUGCUCACUCUAAGGAUGGAAAUCCGUUAGAUGUUUUACUAUCGACAGCCGGAGUACUCCUUCAGGACUCGAAUGGAAGGAAACAUAAAUGCCGGGCCUUACUGGACUCGGGGUCACAGGCGCAUUUCAUAACGGAAACCUUUUGCCAAAAACUCGAAUUACCACUUUCGCGAGUAGAAACAGCAGUCCAUGGAAUUGGUCAAGGACAUCAUAAAAUGAAUUACAGGACUCAGGUUAAGCUAUAUUCCACUUGUACAGGAUUCACGAGGACAAUUACAUGCUUAGUCAUGUCAAAAAUCACCGAGGACAUGCCAAAUGUAUCGGUAAAUGCGUCCGAUUUACAGAUACCGGCGAACAUCGCACUUACAGAUCCGUACUUCGAUCAUUCGCGACCAGUUGAUCUUCUAAUCGGCGCAGGACUGUUCUGGGAUCUUUUAUGCAUAGGACAAAUAAGAAUCAGGACUGGACUAUCUGUGUUACAAAAGACAAAGCUCGGGUGGAUUAUUGGCGGACUCAUGACCGUUCCCCGAACGAUAUUCUCGCAGCGAACGCGAUGCCAUCUUGCUACCCGACAGCAAGAUAAUAACCCCGAUAUCACGAACGAAGAACUUCAUCAGGAUUUAACAAAAUUCUGGGAAUUAGACUCAGGCUCUUUUAGACGAAAUCCUGACGAUCUAGAUGCACGAGACAUAUGUGAGCGACAUUUCAAGGCAACGACCACUCGCGAUUCGACAGGACGUUUCACAAUAAGAAUACCAUUUGCAUCGAACCUCGGUAACUUAGGUGACUCGCGAGACAUGGCUAAAAAACGGUUUAGCUCAUUAGAGGGGAAAUUCGAUAAACAUCCUCAAUUAAGGCAGAUGUAUGUGGUAUUCAUGAGGGAAUAUGAAGAUUUAGGGCACAUGACGGAAAUUUCAGACGAAGAUAUGCAGAAGAAUAAUCGCCAUUAUUACUUACCUCAUCAUGCCGUACUCAAACAGACCAGUACUACAACAAAAUUGCGAGUUGUGUUUGAUGGUUCUGCCAAAACUACAUCUGGAUUAUCGCUGAACGAUGUGCAAAGGGUGGGACCGACAGUGCAGGACGAUUUAUUUUCAAUUAUCCUGCGCUUCCGAAAACAUACCUUCGUAAUCUCUGCAGAUAUCACAAAAAUGUACAGACAGAUCAAUGUUUACAAGGCAGAGCGCGACUUUCAGAGAAUUUUGUGA
This is a messenger RNA of Orussus abietinus, 1284 nucleotides long. RefSeq lists its product as uncharacterized. The transcript has a single exon. NCBI's taxonomy places the organism in Eukaryota, Metazoa, Arthropoda, Insecta, Hymenoptera, Orussidae. Bases 1 to 1284 code for a protein of 427 amino acids. The record is from RefSeq and is a predicted model, not a curated record.